AUGGAGACUGCAAUAUCGUCGUCGUCAUCGACGACAACAAAAGAAGAAUGUCCAGUCCCACGACUCGAUUCCAUUCCAGAGCAUAACGUGCUGUUCCGACAAAUCAGCGAAGUCCAGAUCGAAAGAGGCCAGCGACCUCACCCAGCCCCGAGCACCGAAAAAGACCAGCAUGGCAACGAGGACGCGGGCGCACUUGCUGACAACGUCCGCAAGAUACGAGGUUUCCGCUGGGUGACAGUCUGCGCAUCCCUCUACGUAUCAGCUCUUAUGUACGGCCUCGACACGACCAUUGCCGCCGAUGUCCAGGGGGCUGUGAUUGAGACAUUUGGACAGGUUGCGCAGCUCGCCUGGGUCGGCGCGGCGUUUCCCCUGGGCUCGGUCGCCGUCAUAUUGCCUUAUGGUGCCUUGUUUGCAAAGUUCAAUAUGAAGUGGCUGUACAUUGCGGGUAUCGUCCUGUUCCAGGCCGGCUCGGCGCUCUGUGGUGCGGCACCCACCAUGAAUGCUCUCAUUGUCGGGAGAAUCAUUGCCGGUAUGGGCGGGACGGGGAUUUAUCUUGGAGGAUUGAAUAACUUUUCGGCCAUGACCACUCGAGAAGAGCGUGGCACUUAUAUCACGGGAAUUGCGUUUUUCUGGGGUAUCGGGUGUAUCCUUGGGCCUGUAGUGGGUGGUGGGUUCUCAGUCAGCUCUGCUACCUGGAGAUGGGGCUUCUACAUUAACCUAGUCAUUGGUGCCAUCACUGCGCCCGUGUACCUCUUCUACCUCCCAGCCAUUCGACCUUAUAGCAGCGGAUCUGUCCGUGAUCGCAUCGAAAAGCUCGAUUUCAUCGGUUUUGUUCUCAGUGCGGGCUUCUGGGUUGCGUUUGCCCUAGCAUUCAUUUUUGCCGGUGGGAUCUGGCCGUGGGCGGAUGGACGCAGUAUUGCAACCAUAGUGGUGUUCCUUGUUGUCUUGGUGGCAUAUGCUGCCCAGCAAUACUUUUGCAUCUUCACCACUGCGGCGACUAGGUCGUUUCCGGGACACCUCCUAAAGUCCAGGACGCAAAUUUCGUUGUACAUUGGAACAUCAUGCUGCGUUUCGUCGCUAUUUUUCACGACAUAUUACAUCCCGGUCUACUUUCAAUUUGUUGCUGGCGACACGGCCCUCAUGGCUGCAGUCCGGCUGCUGCCUUUUCUUCUCGUCACCAUAUGCGUCAACCUGGCGUCCGGUCGGGCAUUGUCCAAGGUCAAGUUCUACAUGCCCUUCUAUCUUGCCUCGGGGAUUCUGAUGACGCUGGGUGGGUCGUUGCUCUACGUCUACCUCAAGCCGUCGACACCAGCCGGGCAUAUCUACGGCUUCACUGUCAUUGUCGGUGUGGGAACUGGUCUGGCUUUGCAGUUGGGAUAUGCCGUGGCAACGCUCAAGGUCCCAUCCGGAGACAUUGUCAAUGCCAUCAAUAUGCAAAAUGUCAGCCAGAUUGGGUCUACAGCCAUUUGUCUGGUGAUUGGAGGCCAAGUGUUUCAGUCCGUCGCCGUCAGGAAUCUGAGUGUGGUCUUGGCUGGUCAAGGUUUUAGUCCGGAAGAGAUACAGAACGCCGUUUCUGGCACUCAGAGUGUCCUUUUUCAGCAUUUGAGCGACGAACUGAGGAGCGCGGCAGUUGAUGCAAUCACGGGUGCCAUGCAAACUGCAUUUGUUCUUGUGAUUGUCGCAGGGGGCCUGCAAACUUUGGCAGCUGUCACGAUGAAGAGGGAGCGCCUGUUUGGAGAGGUUGUGAUUGCAUAA
Molecule: messenger RNA, 1755 nt
Organism: Pestalotiopsis fici W106-1
Lineage: Eukaryota; Fungi; Ascomycota; Sordariomycetes; Amphisphaeriales; Sporocadaceae
Exons: 2
Coding region: 1-1755 (584 amino acids)
Biological process (GO): transmembrane transport
Molecular function (GO): transmembrane transporter activity
Source: RefSeq, a predicted model, not a curated record